Molecule: messenger RNA, 2301 nt
Organism: Synchytrium microbalum
Lineage: Eukaryota; Fungi; Chytridiomycota; Chytridiomycetes; Synchytriales; Synchytriaceae
Exons: 13
Coding region: 1-2301 (766 amino acids)
Biological process (GO): DNA strand elongation involved in DNA replication; DNA replication; DNA replication initiation
Cellular component (GO): nucleus; MCM complex
Molecular function (GO): single-stranded DNA helicase activity; single-stranded DNA binding; ATP binding
Source: RefSeq, a predicted model, not a curated record
AUGGCAGCCGUAGACAGGCCUGUGAACAUUGCUAGUGCAAAUAUUCCAGUUAAUUACAAGAAUGAUUUGGAAAAGAUAUCUCGAUUCCUGGAAAAGUUCAGUGUCAAUCCGGUCCUAGACACGCCAAGCUCACCCACAAACUCAUUACAGAAUCGAUCAUAUAAAUAUCUAGACUUACUGCAAGAGAUAGCUGAUCGGACUCGCGAUACAGUUCUCAUUGAAUUGGACGAUGUCGUCGCGUUUGAUCAAAACGAUGACCUGGCUACAAACAUUGAAAACAAUACAUACCGAUACAUUCAUCUAUUCGCUCAAGCUAUCGACUCGGUCCUGCCAAUAAAUCAGACUCAGCCCACUGAUGACACUGAUCCGCUGGAAGUCAUCAUGUACCAACGUAGACAACGUGAUGAUGGAAGAGAAAACACGGCGGACGCCUUCCCGGCCACAAUGACUCGUCGAUACUCGGUCAAUUUCGCAGCUAGAACCACCAUUAAGGACAUGUCUGUUCGAGACGUUAAAGGUUCGGCCAUGGGUCACUUGGUUGCUGUGCGUGGUAUGGUGACGCGUGUUAGUAACGUCAAGCCUCAAGCUGCCGUCAUCACGCUGAGUUGUGACAAGUGCGGAUAUGAAUGCUUCCAAACGAUUACUACGCACAGCUUUAUCAUUCAAGACAAGUGUGACAGUGCUGCUUGUAAAGCAAACAACUCUAAGGGUAAACUCUUUCCUCAAACUCGUGCUUCCAAGUUCUUGAAAUUCCAAGAGACUGAUCAAGUUCCCAUGGGACACAUUCCUCGAUCCAUGACAGUAAACUUGUAUGAAUCUCUGACCAGAUCAGUCAAUCCUGGAGAUAUGGUGUCUAUUACGGGUAUCUUCAUGCCAAUCCCAUACACAGGUCGUCAGGGUCGAAGGGCUGGUCUCUUGACUGAUACAUUCUUGUAUGCCCAAAACGUGCUCCAUCUCAAAAAACAAUAUUCUCAAAUGGAAUCCACACCAGAGAUUGACGAAAAAGUCAUGGCUUUGGCUCAAGAUCCCGAUAUAUACACCAAACUGUCUCACAGUAUUGCUCCUGAAAUCUACGGACACGAAAGUGUAAAAAAGGCCUUAUUGCUCCUAUUGGUAGGAGGCGCUUCAAAGGAAACCAGUGACGGCAUGAAGAUCCGUGGUGACCUAAACAUGUUGUUGAUGGGUGAUCCUGGUGUAGCCAAGUCUCAACUGCUCAAAUAUAUUUCCAAAGUAUCGCCACGUGGUAUUUACACUACAGGUCGUGGUUCUUCAGGUGUAGGUCUCACCGCCGCUGUCAUGAAGGAUCCCGUUACCGAAGAAAUGGUUUUAGAAGGUGGUGCCCUAGUAUUAGCAGACAAUGGUAUUGCCUGUAUUGAUGAAUUCGACAAGAUGGAUGAGAAUGAUCGAACCGCCAUUCACGAAGUCAUGGAACAGCAAACCAUCAGUAUUAGCAAGGCUGGAAUCACUACAACGCUGAACGCUCGAACUUCCAUUUUGGCUGCCGCCAAUCCUCAGUUUGGUCGAUACAAUCCUCGCUACAAGCCGAGUGAAAACAUGAAUUUGCCCCCUGCCCUUCUCAGUCGGUUUGAUUUGCUCUUCUUGUUGCUUGAUGAGGCAAACCAAGACGAAGACAUGAGACUUGGUCAGCACGUUACAUAUGUACAUAUGCAUAACACACACCCACGGGCAGAAGGAGAACCAGACCCGGUUGAAAUUCUGGUCAUGCGUCAAUUUAUUGCCAAGGCUCGUUCAUUCCGUCCCGUCAUUCCUCCUGGUGUCGCAGAGUACAUUGUUAAGUUGUAUGUACAAUUCCGAUCUGGUGAUGAUUACUUGUCGGAAUUCCAAUACACCACACCAAGAACUUUGCUAUCUCUCAUUCGGAUGGCCACAGCUCGGGCUCGUGUGAGAUUCUCUGAAGAAGUGACGAUUGCUGAUGUUGAGGAGGCUCAUACUUUGAUUGAAGCCAGUAAAUCCAGCUUGAUUCGUCAAGCACACAAGGGCAAGAGGGAUCCAUCGGGUGAUAUUCUGGAGAUUGCUCGUCGCAUGGCGACAGACAGCAAGGGACAUUUGACAUUGCCAGUAGAGUAUGCCUUGCUCAAGGAACGAGUGAUUAGUCGUGGUAUGAGUGAAGAGAACUUGAACACUGCCAUUCACGAGUACGAGAUUGCGGACAUUUGGAUGCUUGUAGCCAAUGGAACUCGUCUCCAAUUCCUCUAUAAUGAGGCCGACGAGGAUGAAGAAGAGGGAGAGAAGGAAGGAGAUGAAGAACAGCAAGAACAGAUUGAAGAUGAUGAUCUUUGA